Messenger RNA from Rhizoctonia solani, 1089 nucleotides. Its product is annotated as mitogen activated protein kinase. Gene Ontology annotation, cellular component: nucleus; cytoplasm. The coding region runs from base 1 to 1089 and encodes 362 amino acids. The record is from RefSeq and is a predicted model, not a curated record. Gene Ontology annotation, molecular function: ATP binding; MAP kinase activity. The transcript has 13 exons. Gene Ontology annotation, biological process: osmosensory signaling pathway; protein phosphorylation; cellular response to oxidative stress. NCBI's taxonomy places the organism in Eukaryota, Fungi, Basidiomycota, Agaricomycetes, Cantharellales, Ceratobasidiaceae.
AUGUCUUUUGUCAAGCUCAGCAUUUUCGGCACUUCCUUCGAGGUCACGACUCGAUAUGUGGAUCUGCAACCAGUUGGAAUGGGUGCAUUCGGCCUUGUUUGGCAAGAUGAAUUGACAGCAGCUGCGGUCGCGAUCAAGAAGAUCAUGAAACCCUUUUCGACGCCUGUCCUUGCUAAACGCACAUAUCGCGAACUCAAGCUCCUCAAGCACAUUAAACACGAGAACAUUAUUUCCCUGAGCGAUGUGUUUAUUUCCCCACAAGAAGACAUUUACUUUGUUACAGAACUGCUCGGAACCGACUUGCACCGACUCCUCACCUCGCGUCCGCUCGAGAAGCAGUUUAUUCAAUAUUUCUUGUACCAGAUCCUUCGCGGCCUCAAAUACGUUCACUCGGCAGGAGUCAUUCACCGUGACUUGAAGCCUUCUAAUAUCCUCGUCAACGAAAAUUGCGAUCUUAGGAUCUGUGAUUUUGGCCUGGCAAGGUUGCAGGAUCCUCAAAUGACCGGAUAUGUUUCCACACGGUACUAUCGUGCCCCUGAGAUCAUGCUGACAUGGCAAAAGUACGACGUAGCGGUUGAUAUUUGGAGCACUGGCUGCAUUUUUGCGGAGAUGCUCGAGGGCAAGCCACUCUUCCCCGGGAAGGAUCACGUGAACCAAUUCUCCAUCAUUACCGAACUCCUUGGCACACCUCCGGAUGACGUUAUUCAGACCAUCUGUAGCGAGAACACUUUGCGAUUUGUACAAAGCUUGCCCAAGCGAGAACGUAUACCUUUCUCGCAAAAGUUCAAGACCAAUGACCCAGUUGCCCUCGACCUCUUGGAACGAAUGCUUGUCUUUGACCCCCGAAAACGUAUCACUGCCGCCGAAGCUCUCUCGCACGAGUACGUGGCGCCUUACCACGACCCAACCGACGAGCCCAUCGCAUCGGAACCGUUCGACUGGAGCUUCAACGAUGCGGAUCUUCCGGUCGAUACCUGGAAGGUCAUGAUGUACUCGGAGAUCCUCGACUUCCACCAAAUCGUCGAGCAGGAUGUCGAACCCAACAACCCGCAAGGGGCUCUGGCCGCCCCCGUAGGACAGGUCGUCUAA